Messenger RNA from Gavialis gangeticus (Gharial), 2687 nucleotides. It is a transcript of the gene FBXO2, whose product is annotated as F-box protein 2. The record is from RefSeq and is a predicted model, not a curated record. Gene Ontology annotation, molecular function: ubiquitin protein ligase activity; protein binding. The transcript has 6 exons. The coding region runs from base 684 to 1427 and encodes 247 amino acids. Gene Ontology annotation, cellular component: cytoplasm; SCF ubiquitin ligase complex. Lineage: Eukaryota; Metazoa; Chordata; Crocodylia; Gavialidae. Gene Ontology annotation, biological process: SCF-dependent proteasomal ubiquitin-dependent protein catabolic process; glycoprotein catabolic process.
UUGCUCUAAUAAAAGAUAUCAGAUUUACCCAACGAACCUUGUCUGCCAAAUAAGCUGGGCACCUCUGAUACCCAAGCCUGAGACCCCACCUCACCUAUAAUUAGGAUAUGUAUACCAUGCUCAGCUGCGUGGUCCCUGUACUUCACACACACCGACCCAUAAGUAAAGUGUGGCGGGGAGGGCACUUCUGACACUGCAGCAAUCCAGGACUCCCCUUACGUGGGCUUCUGCCUGGCACAGGCCAGGGGUUGGAGUCCUGGGCCAGUCCAAUCCCUUUCCCAUGCCAUGAGGUGCCUAAGGGAGUGCUGCAUGAUGGUAAAAGGCAAGGAAAUUGCACCAAGCACUAUUCAGACUUGGUGACAUUAUCCUUCUUCUACCAACUGGGGAAACUGAGGCAAUGAGAUUUGCCCACAUUCACACAGUGACCCAAUGGCGGAGCUGGAGGUAGGGAUCUGAAUGCCCUGGUACCCAAUCCCAUGCUUACACCAUCCCAGGCAAGCCUCCAGCCAGGUCAGCAUGAAAACACAAGCCAAUAAAUGAGGCAGUUGCGAGUGGCAAAGGCACUGCCCCUUUAAGAGGGGAGCCCAUCCUGCCUCUGCCGAGGAAGAGUCAGCAGCACUUGCUUGUGACAGAUCAGUCCAGAGUGGUGCAGCAGCCGCAGAAGCAGUGGUUCAGGUGGCAGGAUGGACUCCCUUCCAGAGGCAGUGCUCAUCCGGAUCUUGGCCUUCAUCCCUGCUGUGGACCUGGUGCUGGUGUGCCGCCUGGUUUGCUGCCAAUGGAAGAACCUGGUGGAUGGAGCAGCUCUCUGGAUCUUGAAGUGCCAGCAAGAGGGCUUCGCUGAAGAGGAGCCCGCGGAGGAGGCAGAUAACUGGCAGAUGUUCUACUUCCUCAGCAAGAGGAAGAGGAACUUAAUCAAGAACCCGUGUGGGGAAGAGGAUCUGGAGCACUGGGGGGAUGUGGCGAACGGAGGUGAUGGCUGGAAGGUGGAGGAGCUCCCUGGGGACUUUGGGGAAAGCUUUCCCAGCGAUGGAGUCCACAAGUACUUCGUCACAUCUUAUGAGUGGUGCCGCAAGUCUCAGGUCAUUGACCUCCGGGCUGAGGGGUACUGGGAGGAGCUGAUGGACACCACCCAACCUAAAAUUGUGGUGAAGGACUGGUAUGCAGGUCGCCGCGAUGCUGGCUGCCUUUAUGAGUUCUCUGCAAAGCUGCUGUCAGAGCAUGAGGAUGUCCUGGCAGAGUACAAGAGCGAGACCGUUGCUAUUCCAGAGGACAACGAUGGCAGCUGGAAUGAGGCCUCUCACACUUUCUCUGACUACGGCCCAGGGGUCCGCUUCAUUUGCUUUGAACACGGUGGUCAGGACACUCUUUUCUGGAAAGGCUGGUAUGGGGUCCGCGUGACUAACAGCAGCGUGAUGGUGGAGCCAUAGCCUGGCCACAGGCCCUUGGAUCAGGCUAGGUCCUGCUCACCGGAACUGACUUUCAAGCCGUGCGUGGCCUUCAUAUGGGUUCUGCAUGGUGCCGCUUCCAGAGUCAAGGCUGGCAGUCUGGGCCACGAGCAUAUAACCUGGUGUGUGUGUGUGUGUGUGUGUGUGUGUGAGUGUGUGAGAGAGAGAGAGAGAGAGAGAGAAAGUCCUGUAAGCUACUGCCUGCUCAGGCUUUGGGACACGUGUUGCCUCCAACACUAACCCCUCCUCCGCCCUCAGCAGAUGCUCCCACCUCCAAGUCCAACUCAGUUACCUUUGAGGGGGAUACGGCCCUCAUUUUUUUGGAAGCUUUAAAGAGCGAGAGAAAGGCCUGUAAGAUCCGGACCCAGGAAACUGUCAGUUCUUGUCCCUGCUUUGCCACUGACUCCCUCUGUGACCUGGGUCAUGUCUUUUAAUCUCUCCCCUCCCAUUUAUUAAAUAGGGAUACAAGUUACCUGCUUUCCUUCAGCCUGGCGAGGGAAGUCUGCCUAAUGUGUGGCUUAGAGGGUGGACAGCCGCGCUCUAGAUAAAAGCCUCCAGACAGCACCGUUGGCUCUGUGCUGCAGAAACAAGGGACCCCUCGAAGCCACCUCUGCCCCAAGGCUCCUCAGACUCCCCGGACCCUAGACACUCUGCUAUAAGCUCUCCUUGCUCCAAGGCUCUUCCCCUGCACCUGGAAAUGGCACAUCCCGCUCCACACCAAAUGCUUUCCUGCCAGACCACGCUUAGGUGCAUCUCCCCACCCAAUACCUCGCCGAAUCGCUGAGGCCUCCAGGCCACAGCACAGGCCUUAGUUGAGCACAGCUUCUGCUGAGACAGUCUUCUGGAAGAGGGCUCCCUCCCCUGAGUAGGCUGGCUGAGUGUUGAGGGAGCAGGGGUGUGUGUGUGUGUGUGAGGGAGAGUGGGAGCAGUUGUGUGCACGUGCGUGUGAGUGCAUAUGUGUGUGUCUGUGUGUGCAUGUGCACAUACAUGUACACGUCCUCUUUGCUGGGCCUGCCAGGGCAGUGUACGCAGUUUAACCCCUUAGCACCAGGGCACACCAUUAUCCAAUACAACACGCUCACUUUUUCCUUUGCAAAAAGCGAGAAUUUCUGAGCCACCCCAGCCCUGCGCCUCGCCAGGCUCUCUACGACUGGCUAUGCCCAGAAAUGUGGGCCCAUAUGCAUCCUCAGCCACUGAGAACCCCCCCGUGGGUGAAGGCAAUAAACAAGGCUCUUGUGAACA